This is a messenger RNA of Glycine soja, 1182 nucleotides long. RefSeq names its product bZIP transcription factor 44-like. Bases 406 to 867 code for a protein of 153 amino acids. The transcript is spliced from 2 exons. Gene Ontology annotation, molecular function: DNA-binding transcription factor activity; transcription cis-regulatory region binding. NCBI's taxonomy places the organism in Eukaryota, Viridiplantae, Streptophyta, Magnoliopsida, Fabales, Fabaceae. The record is from RefSeq and is a predicted model, not a curated record. Gene Ontology annotation, cellular component: nucleus. Gene Ontology annotation, biological process: positive regulation of DNA-templated transcription.
CCCUACUUACCUAUACGCCCUCUCCACCAUCUUCUCUUCUUCAACCUUCCUUAAUCUCUUUGUUUCCGUCUCUAUUUUCCUUCUAAAUCUCUGGUUGCUGUGGUUCCCAAAACCCACUUAUUGGUUCCUCUGCAGGAAUCAAAGCAUAGUAUAUUAUUGUUUUGAAACUUGAUGUUUGGCAUUGAUGACUGAAAUCCCUCUUUCCGAGUUUAUUAGGUUUAUGAUAAACUCCUCCUUCAGACGCAGGACCCACUUGGUUCAAUCUUUCUCCGUUGUCUUCCUCUACUGGUUCUAUGUUUUCUCAUUGAUCUCCACUUUCCCGUCACAUGUUCUGAUAGUAUAGAUAAGGUGUAAACUAUUAGUGUCUCUGGGUUCUGCGGAUUAUUUGUUCUUCAUUUUUUUUAUAUGUCCAUGGCCUCAUCAAGUGGAAACUCCUCCAUUAGCACAAAAUCUCAGAGCUCUGGCUCCGAGGGUGAUUUGCAGGUUGUGGUAGACGAGAGAAAGAAGAAGAGAAAACAAUCGAAUCGCGAAUCGGCGAGAAGAUCUCGGAUGCGAAAGCGUAAGCACUUGGACGAACUGACGAAGCAGGUUUCACAGCUCGCAAAGGGCAACGGCGAAAUCCUCGGCACCAUAGACAUAACCACACAGCAUUAUCUGAACGUUGAGGCAGAGAAUUCGAUUCUGAGGGCCCAAAUGGAGGAGCUUAGCCAACGGCUCCAAUCGUUAAACGACAUCGUCGACGGUAUCAUCAACCUCACCAACGCAACCACCGCCUACGAAAGGGACUGUUAUCUAACAAGCGCACAAAAUAUCACCACCAAGAACAACACGCUCUGUCUUAACCAACAAGCCGUUUUUCAGUGGUGAAUUGUCACCCUCGCUCUGCCUUUGCGGAUCUGACAAUAAAAAUAAUAAUUUGUUCUCUUGGAGUUGCUUCGGGGAGGAAUCAAUCAGUGAACAAAAAAUGAAAAGUUAAUGUGAAUUAGUACAGUACUUAGGGUGGGGCUAUAUAUAUGUUAAGUGGGAGAUUGAUAGAUAAACAGAAUUUGUGCAAAGUGCUUAAUGAAAAUGACCUGGUGGCCUGCAACUAUAUGUCAGGCAGGUCAUUAGUACUAAUGGAUCACUCUUGUCCAAUAUCAUGGAAAAAGAGAUUUCGGUGCAUGCUACUGUAGUUUACUAUUC